CGAGAUGCAAAGCCUACAUACAGAAUGUCUAGACACCAUGGACUUUAGGCACCGACAAUAUGAUAUGAGGAGACCUCAUGUCAUUAUAAAAGGGAGGCAAGAGACUGCGAUCUCUAGCCUCCAAUCGAUCAGUCUCAGAUAACAAAGCAUCUAACAACUCAUACACACCCGUUCUCAACAUCACCAACACAUUCUACUCAAUUCUAAACCAUCAUCACAAAAAUGCAGUUCACCACCUUCCUCGCCGCUGCCGCCACCCUCGCUUUCGGCGCCAAAGCCAACGCCGUUCCCCGUGACGGUGCCCGUCUCGCCCAGUUCCGCGUCUUCGGCGCUGAAGGUUGCAGCGAGCUGAACCAGGGAUUCUACACCGUCGACGCGUCCGACGCCAACGCUUGCAAGACCUUCGAUGGCGUGCCCUCUCCCCCCGGUGUUAAGUCCGUCGUCUUGGAGGCCAUGAACAGCCCUGCCGCCGACAGCUGCAGCUUCUACGUCUUUACCAACAACAUCUGCACCUCCGGCACCACACGUCUCGAGACCAGCACUUGCAGCGACGUCCCCCCGCCCAACGCUAACUGGGCCUCGUGGAAGAUCAUCUGCUCUGCUGUCUAAUUCCGUUCAUCGAUAUAAAGGCUAGAGAGCGAUCUGGAGAAUAUCCGCCCUGUAGAUAUGGGAGGAUUGACGUGGCUACCUAAUGAAGGAGAGCAGUGCCUUGGCA
Molecule: messenger RNA, 715 nt
Organism: Daldinia loculata
Lineage: Eukaryota; Fungi; Ascomycota; Sordariomycetes; Xylariales; Hypoxylaceae
Exons: 2
Coding region: 223-609 (128 amino acids)
Source: RefSeq, a predicted model, not a curated record